This is a messenger RNA of Oikopleura dioica, 783 nucleotides long. The record is from the annotation of a GenBank genome assembly. Lineage: Eukaryota; Metazoa; Chordata; Appendicularia; Copelata; Oikopleuridae.
AUGCCCGCAGAAGUGCUCAUUCACUAUUCUCGGCAAAAGAAAUUCGUGGUCGGUCGACUUUUUGGAUGGGUACUGAUUUUGGCGACUUUUGCGACACUGAUUUCUUUGUCGGGAGUGAUCAUUGCUCAAAGCCCGCCGUGUUUGGACUUUUGGGAAAAAUCACCGAUUUAUCAGAUUUAUCCCAGAUCUUUCAAGGAUUGCGACCCAGACCUCAAUCAAGACCGCGAAGAUGACAUUUGCGGCGACGGAAUUGGCGACAUCCCGGGCAUCAUCGAAAAGCUCGACUAUCUCAAAGACGACCUUGGCAUUUCCGUCGUCUGGGUUUCACCGAUUUUCAUGAGCCCAAUGCAGGACUUUGGCUACGAUGUUUCCGACUAUCGCCAGCCGGAUCCAGUCUUUGGAAAUAUGAAGGAUUUGCAAUUGUUGAUCAGCGAGAUGCAUAAUCGAGGGAUGAAGUUGGUCUUGGAUUUUGUCCCGAAUCAUACCUCUGUCGAACACGCCAAGUUCCAGAAUGUUUCAGAAGCAGCAAAUUUCUACGUGUGGCGAGACGGCGACAAGCCCAAAACUGCAAAAUGGUCGAAUCGGAGUCCGGUGCCCAAGUCCCCGACGCCGCCAACUGCGCCUGCUCCAACGUCGAUAUCAAGGAAGAAACGCCCGCUUGCCCGAACAACUGGCAAUCCAUUUUCGCCGUCAACGACAAGGGCGACCUGCCCGCCUGGACCUUCCACCCCGAAGUUGGAAAAUAUUACUACCGCGGAUUCGGCUGGUUCCAAGCUGAUUUGA